Messenger RNA from Prorocentrum cordatum, 651 nucleotides. The record is from the annotation of a GenBank genome assembly. NCBI's taxonomy places the organism in Eukaryota, Dinophyceae, Prorocentrales, Prorocentraceae.
GACCACUCCAUGGAACUCCACAAUGACCCGAGAUUCUUUGCCAGCAACGUCAUAGAGAAGCGCCUGACCGCCUUCAACGGGCUCGCCCUGAUCGCGAGCUUGAGCACCGGUAGUGCGCUACUUCAGUGUUUCAGGCUGUCCCGGAGCGUGGAAAUGACCGACGGAGUGUCUUUUCUAGACGGACUGGAGAUCGUUGGAUUUUUUAUGAUGGCGGCCGUAUUGUUCAUGAGCCUCUCUGCAACGAUCAUCUUCCUAUAUCAGACAUUUUUUACAAACCGACUGGUGACAGCUGGGGCUACAGGACUCGAACUGGCCUCUGGCACGGUGGCGCAUUUGCUACCAGACAUCGUGACUUGGCGACAUUUUGCUGUGAAGUGCCUUGGCUACGGAAUGCCGUUGAUUAUGCAGUCGGCUGGAAUCUUGAUGUACGUGGACGUUUGCAGAAGAGACUUUGUGCUUGAUGUCAAGGUUGCUGGCGUGAAGCUGCAAGUGCACCCUUUGGCAGUGACGAUCCUCGGCUUGUUCAGUCUAGGUGCGUUUGUGCUGUACUACCUGACAGGGGCCCACAACCGCGUCUUCCAGGAGCAGUACAUUCGGCGCGUGCGCCCCGAGGGUAGGCGUCUGCUAGACACUGGCGACGAUUAUGCAUGA